CAUCUUCUUAGGGCUCCUUGGCCCUACAGCACUAGCCACGUGACAACAACUUUAGUCCUCCCCUUUUUUGGCCAAGCUUCAUCAGCUCUCCAGUCUCCACUUUAAUCAUACUUGUCUAUCCAUUUCAUCUAUAAACCUCUCUCUUCUCUUCAUCUUUGCUUCGUUCAGGUUAUUUCAAAUGGCUUUACCAACUCUAAUCUGUGACACUGAACCAUGGAAGGAGUUGAAGAAUCAUGUUGAGGAAAUCAAAAAGACUCAUCUACGCGGUUUGAUGAUCGACACAGAGCGGUGCAAGUCAAUGAUGGUGGAGUUUGAUGGGAUGUUGUUGGAUUACUCACGACAAAAUGCCACUGUUGAGACCUUGAAUAAACUUUAUCAAUUGGCAGAGGCUGCUCGUCUCAAAGAGAAGAUUAACCGCAUGUACAGUGGAGAGCAUAUAAACAGCACAGAGAAUAGAUCAGUUCUUCAUGUAGCUUUACGAGCUGCAAGAGAUGCUGUCAUAAACAGUGAUGGAAAGAAUGUUGUUCCAGAGGUUUGGAAGGUUCUGGACAAGAUCCAAGAGUUCUCUGAGAAAGUCCGCAGUGGUUCCUGGGUUGGAGCCACUGGAAAAUCACUGAAGGAUGUUAUAGCCGUUGGUAUUGGUGGCAGUUUCUUAGGUCCUCUCUUUGUGCACACAGCUCUCCAGACAGAUCCUGAGGCUGUCCAAACUUCUAGAGGACGCCAAUUACGAUUUCUUGCAAAUGUUGAUCCUGUUGAUGUUGCUAAAAGUAUAGCGGGACUAAACCCUGAAACUACCCUUGUUGUAGUGGUUUCAAAGACUUUUACAACAGCUGAAACCAUGUUGAAUGCUCGAACCCUGAGGGAAUGGAUUUCAGUUGCUCUUGGGCCUUCUGCCGUUGCAAAGCACAUGGUAGCAGUCAGCACUAAUCUUAUGCUUGUAGAAAAGUUUGGCAUUGAUCCUAAUAAUGCAUUUGCAUUCUGGGAUUGGGUUGGUGGACGGUAUAGUGUUUGCAGUGCUGUUGGGAUGUUGCCUCUAUCUCUUCAAUACGGUUUCUCAGUUGUGGAGAAGUUCUUGAAGGGAGCUUCAAGCAUUGAUCAACAUUUCUAUUCAGCGCCUUUUGAUAAAAAUAUACCUGUACUGCUGGGUUUAUUGAGCAUAUGGAAUGUUUCAUUUCUCGGAUAUCCUGCCAGGGCUAUCUUGCCUUACACCCAAGCCCUGGAAAAGUUGGCUCCACACAUUCAACAGGUUAGCAUGGAGAGUAACGGCAAGGGGGUUUCAAUUGAUGGUGUGCUUCUUCCCUUUGAAGCUGGUGAAAUUGAUUUUGGUGAACCUGGAACAAACGGUCAGCACAGCUUUUAUCAACUAAUUCACCAGGGGCGUGUAAUUCCUUGUGAUUUUAUUGGUGUUGUAAAGAGCCAGCAACCUGUUUACCUGAAAGGGGAAGUGGUUAGUAACCAUGAUGAACUCAUGUCUAACUUUUUUGCACAGCCAGAUGCUCUAGCUUAUGGGAAGACACCAGAACAGUUGCAAAAAGAGAAUGUUCCACCACAUCUAAUUCCUCACAAGACUUUCUCUGGCAAUCGGCCUUCUCUCAGCCUUCUGCUUCCAACAUUAAGUGCUUACAAUAUUGGACAGUUGUUGGCGAUCUAUGAACACAGAAUUGCUGUGGAAGGUUUCAUAUGGGGCAUUAAUUCUUUUGAUCAGUGGGGAGUUGAGCUAGGGAAGUCGCUGGCUACUCAAGUCAGAAAGCAACUUCAUGCCUCUCGUACUGAAGGCGAACCAGUUGAGGGCUUUAAUUUCAGUACCAAAACACUGCUAACAAGAUACCUAGAGGCAAGUAAGGAUAUCCCAGCAGAUCCGCCUACUCUUCUGCCGCGGAUAUAAGUGGCUUUUGCUAAAAAUAGCUCGGAGAUGUUGUAAGAACUGAUGGUUCUGGAUUCAUAUCUCAUAGACAUAACAAAGUUUUUACUGAUACUUAACGUAUGCAAUUGCCCCAAUGCUAAAAGAUCAUAAACAAUCAUAAUUUUCAAAUAAGAGAUGCAAUGCAUCUACUUUAGUAAAGUUAUGUCAGUGUUUGAUUUCUAUAUGAAGAGCUAAAUGCAACGUUCUUUGUGGUGUUCUUUA
This is a messenger RNA of Mangifera indica (mango), 2125 nucleotides long. RefSeq names its product glucose-6-phosphate isomerase, cytosolic 2B. Gene Ontology annotation, cellular component: cytosol. Bases 179 to 1885 code for a protein of 568 amino acids. The transcript is spliced from 24 exons. Gene Ontology annotation, molecular function: glucose-6-phosphate isomerase activity; monosaccharide binding; carbohydrate derivative binding. Lineage: Eukaryota; Viridiplantae; Streptophyta; Magnoliopsida; Sapindales; Anacardiaceae. Gene Ontology annotation, biological process: gluconeogenesis; glucose 6-phosphate metabolic process; glycolytic process. The record is from RefSeq and is a predicted model, not a curated record.